This is a messenger RNA of Acanthosepion pharaonis, 1086 nucleotides long. NCBI's taxonomy places the organism in Eukaryota, Metazoa, Mollusca, Cephalopoda, Sepiida, Sepiidae. The record is from the annotation of a GenBank genome assembly.
AUGUCAGAAUUGGUAAUCCUCAUUUUUUUGCUUAUUCAUUUCCGUUGCCUCACCACUGAGGCCACAUACGUUUCUGUACUACCUUAUACAAGGAUUGAAUUUACGACACCCAGAAAAGCAAAAAACAUUGACAUUUCUUCUUCUUCUUCUUCUUCUUCUUCUUCUUCUUCUUCUUCUUCUUCUUCUUCUUCUUCUUCUCUCACUCUCUCUCUACCCUUUCUAUUUUUAUCGUCAUUAUAUUCACAUACACCCUUGUUUUUCCUUUUCUUCGUUUCUUUCUAUUCUCGCCUUUUAUUUCUGUUUCAUUUACUCCUCUGCAGAAAUGUUUUAUUUCCUUUGUUCUUUUUUCUCCCACUUGCCUUCUUUUCAUUUUUCUUUUUCCUUCUUCCCACCUCCUUUCUGCUUGUUUUUUGUACUUUAAAAAAAUAUUUGGGUCUAUUUCUUUUUAUCGGUUUCUUCCUUUUUCUUUUUUUAGUUCUUUUUCUGACACUUUUUCUCUUUUCUUUUUUUUUUAAUUUUUCUCUUCCCGUCUUUUUCUUUCUUGUUCAUUUUCUUUUAUUUUCUUCUUUUUUCUUUCCCUUUCUUUUUUCUUUUUCUAUCGCCUUUUUUUGCUUAUUUUCCCAUUUCAUUAUUCUUUUGUUUUUUUUCCUAAUAUUUUUAUUCCCUUUCUUUCUUUUUUUUUUUUUUCAUUUCUAUCGCAUCUAUUUUUCCUUUCUUUUUUCUCUUUUAUUUUCGUUUGGUUACUUUUUUCUUAUCCAUUCUUUAUUCUUGACUUUCUUUUUUGCUAUCAUUUUUACUCUUGUUUCUUUCUUUUUUCUCUUUCUUUUGUUCUGCUUUUCUUUCUUAUUCUUUUUCUUCGUUUUUCUUUAUUUUUCUCUUUCCUUCUUUUCCUUUUCUUUUACUUUUUUCGCUUUCAUCUUUCUUUUGUCUUUUUUCUUUCUUUUCUUUUCUCACAUUUCUUUUACUUUUUUCACCGUUUCCGUCUUUCUUCUGUGUUUCUUUUUCUUACUCUUUCUUUCAUAUGCUUUCUUCUCACUUUCCCUUUCUUUUUUCGCUUCUGUUUUCUUUCUUUCCCCAGCCAACUGA